AUGGAAACUCAGGGGAGCAGAACGGUCAACCGGAGGAGCCAAAAAUGGCUCCCCUUCGCCAGGAGGGUGACUGAGGGUGAACGAGGAUGGGGCCCUCUGGCGGCUGCAGCACGAAUGGACAUCGGUCGAUCAAUGGGCCCAGGCACUAGGCACGGCCAACCCGAAACGCAGGUGGCAGUAAACGAGUCGCGCGUGGGCUUUGGUCCACGUGACGCCAAGACCGACCACGGUGAGCGAGCGGCCUAA
Penicillium crustosum is the source of this 246-nucleotide messenger RNA. RefSeq lists its product as uncharacterized. The record is from RefSeq and is a predicted model, not a curated record. The coding region runs from base 1 to 246 and encodes 81 amino acids. Lineage: Eukaryota; Fungi; Ascomycota; Eurotiomycetes; Eurotiales; Aspergillaceae. The transcript has a single exon.